Messenger RNA from Eublepharis macularius, 918 nucleotides. Its product is annotated as olfactory receptor 8S1-like. The coding region runs from base 1 to 918 and encodes 305 amino acids. The record is from RefSeq and is a predicted model, not a curated record. Gene Ontology annotation, biological process: G protein-coupled receptor signaling pathway. The transcript has a single exon. Gene Ontology annotation, cellular component: membrane. Lineage: Eukaryota; Metazoa; Chordata; Lepidosauria; Squamata; Eublepharidae. Gene Ontology annotation, molecular function: olfactory receptor activity; G protein-coupled receptor activity.
AUGGACAAUCAGACCACAGCGACUUAUUUUGUCCUCUUGGGAUUUUCAUACAAUCCACCAGUCCAAAUUUUCCUCUUCUUGAUCUUUUUCUUUAUGUAUGCAGCAACGUUGCUGGGAAAUAUAGUGAUUAUAGCAGUAGUAGUGACUAGUGAUCAGCUUCAGAGCCCCAUGUACUUUUUCCUUAGUCACCUGUCUUUCCUUGAUAUUUGCUUCUCUUCCGUCACUCUGCCAAAGUUGUUAGUUAACCUCUGUUCAAGGCCAACAAUAUCAUACAAUGGCUGCAUUGCCCAGAUGUUCUCAAGCAUUCUGUUAGCUUGCACAGAAGCUUUUAUUCUUACAGCAAUGGCUUUUGACCGAUACACUGCUAUAUGCAAGCCCCUUCAGUAUGUGCAAAUCAUGAACAGAGUGUUCUGCAGAUGUCUGGUGGGAGGUGCAUGGGUUAUUGGAACUGUGCAAACUCUAGUAAAUUCCUUACCUAUAUUAAAACUAACUUUCUGUGGUUCAAAUAUUAUCAGGCAUUUCAGCUGUGAACACCCAUCCUUACUUGCUUUAUCCUGCACUGAAACAUUCCCAAAUGUGGUUACUUUCUUCAUUUCUUUUUUUAUAGUAGGAUCUUCUUCAUUCCUUGUUAUUCUCUUCUCCUACAUCCACAUUGUCUCUACUGUCCUGAAGAUGCAGUCAACGGAAACGAAAAAGAAAACUUUCUCCACUUGCAGUGCCCACCUUAUUGUGGUUGUUCUAUACUAUGGCACAGGCUGCUUUAGGUAUAUGAGACCGAACUCUGUCUCCUCAGCAAUCCUUGAUGAAAUUUUUUCCAUCCAUUAUAGCAUUUCAACCCCCAUGCUGAAUCCCAUUAUUUACAGCUUUAAAACCAAGGAAAUCAAGGGACGCUUAAAAAAAUUAAUGGGGUUCAAGUAA